GACGUCACACGAGCAGCCGGCCCAACAAAACAGUGAGUGGGAAAAGAGGCGGAGCCAAAGACGCACGAGUAGGGAUAGGAGAGUGUGGAGCAAGCGACGAGAGAGGAUGCAAGUCCAGAGAAGAGAGAGAUAAGAAAGCGAAGAAAGAGGCAGUGGAAAAGCUAACAAGAAGUCGUGUUUUUUUUUUGGUCAAGGACUGUCAAAAAUCGAGAUUGUUUGGUGCGUUAGACGUAGCGCGCGUCGGGUUAUCUGUCCUCCUCCAUCUGGGUGCCAUCUGCGUCUCUGGCUCGGGCUCUAGCCGCACUGGAGCGCGCAUAUGUGGGAAUGCAAACACAUGCCUGACAUAUGAAGGCGUGGAGUCACAAAAAGGAACAGGAUAAGAACGCACGAGCCGACCACCGCAGCUGUUUUUCACCCAGGACUAAAGAGUGGACUCUACUAGAGAGAAGACCUCCGAGAGACGAAGAGCCCUGCCAUGCCCGGUUCGCCUGCGGAUGCUAAGACUCAUUCCAGAUCAGCCCCCAGCCUCAGUGCCAGCUCCAGCAUGCCCCCCCUGCCCUCCGUCAACCCCAGUGGCCCCCGACCGGCCUCCUUCUCCACCACAACGUUGACCAAUGGAAACCACCAUUCCCCGCCAACCCUGAACGCGGUGCCAUCCCCACCUCAGCGCUAUAGCAACGGUCCAUCCUCUUCCUCUUCCUCAUCACUGGCCAACCAGCAGCUGCCUGCCACCUGCGGGGCACGCCAGCUGAGCAAACUCAAGCGCUUCCUAACCACGCUGCAGCAGUUUGGCAACGAUAUAUCCCCAGAGAUUGGAGACAGUGUCCGAAGCCUCGUGCUGGCCCUUGUGAAUUCGACAGUGACCAUUGAAGAGUUCCAUUCGAGACUCCAGGAAGCUACAAACUUCCCUUUAAGGCCAUUUGUCAUCCCUUUUCUCAAGGCAAAUCUCCCGUUGCUGCAGAGAGAGUUACUCCACUGUGCGCGGGCGGCCAAGCAGACCCCGGCCCAGUACUUGUCCCAGCAUGAGCACAUCCUCCUCAGCACCACCCUGGCCUCCUCUCCAGACUCCUCAGAGCUCCUGAUGGAACCACCCGAACCCGCGCCCAAGAGACCCAGCCCCAGCAGAGUCAAAGAAAACGGUUUCCACGAGCGACCGCCCCCCUCCUCGCUGGAGCCCGCCGCCAAACGCAUCUGCACCAUCAGCCCGGCCCCCCGGCACAGCCCUGCACACCCGCUUCCCCUCAGCUCGCAACUCCACCCGACCCCUCCACCCCUGCAACACUACGCCCUGGAUGACAUUGCAGCACCACACAUCCUUCACCGCGAGCACAGCCAACGCAUGCUGGAGACCCGGGACCUCAAGGACCGGCCCAGACUCCCUGGCACAAACGGAGCCUACCGCGAGGAGCCAGUGGACCACCGCCUGACAGACCGCGAGUGGGCAGACGAGUGGAGACAUCUGGAUCAUGUCUUGAACUGCAUAGUAGACAUGGUGGAGAAGACGCGGCGGUCGGUAGCUGUCCUGAGGAGGUGUCAGGAGUCAGACCGCGAGGAGCUGAACUACUGGAGGAGACGGUCAAGCGAGCAGGAGGACCCCCGAAAAGGAGGCUCAGGAUCAGCCCCCUUCUCCAAAGCACACAGCCCGCACACAGACUCUGAUUCACAGCGUGAUUUGCUAGCUCCGCGUCAAGGCUCGGCGUACGUCACUGAUGAGAUAUGGAAGAAAGCUGAGGAGGCAGUCAAUGAGGUGAAACGUCAGGCUAUGGACGAGGUGCAGAAGGCAGUAGCAGAGGCCGAACAGAAAGCUUUCGAGAUGAUCGCAUCAGAACGGGCAAAGAUGGAGAAGACUCUAGCAGAGGCCAAGAGGAAAGCCCAAGAAGACGCCAUUUUGGUCAUCAAUGAACAAGAAGACUCCAGUGAGUGUUGCUGGAACUGCGGACGGAAAGCCAGCGAGACGUGCAGCGGUUGCAACGCGGCUCGGUACUGCGGCUCUUUCUGCCAGCACAAGGACUGGGAGAGACACCACCUCAUCUGCAGCCCGGGCCUCCAAGCUCAGCCCAAAACCACCGCCACCAGCAGAGCGGCGUCGGUCUGCACUUCCACCCCCCUCAGUAUCUCGGCGGUCAAAACGCUCGACAAUAUCCCCGCAGUAUCGCCAGUUGCGGAGAAAUCAUCGGUCACUUCCAGAUCUUCCACUCCCUCAACCCCAGCGUCCAAUACCGAGACGAACGGACACUAAAAAUGACAGAUGAGCGGCCAUUUUGUUUUGUUUUUUAUUUAGGUUUUUUUUUUUUUCAAAUGUGGAAGCUAUGAAUCAGCACGGACACGGAAGAAUUUGCGGGUGAAGUUAGGAUACCAGAUAAUUUUCCGCAAACUCCUUGGCAGAUUUUAAAAGACACGCUGUAGAGGACUGUUUGAGUGAUAUGUCAACUGGGACUACUCCGGGAUUUUGGCAUCAGUCGCAUCCAUUGGACGAGCAGAUCUCAGUAGCAGAUGGAAACGUGCUUGUUAUCGUCCCCCCAAAAAAUAACUUUGAAAAAUACAAGGAGGGUGGAAAAUUCAGAUCCAUCUUUCUGACUGUGAAAGGAGGGUAUAUUGGGAAAAAAGACAUUUGAAAGACCAAUAUUUUUAAUUGUGCAUAAUUUCAAGAUAAAGAGGUGGCAAUGGUUCAAUUUAAUGGUGCAAUAUGUCACUUUUCUGGUGGAGGGUCUGCUACUUGGUUGUCUCCAUGGAGAUGUUAUUGCUUUGCCUGAAACGCAUGGUAUUAAACUUAUCUAUUUUGCAUUUAGACUGUUUAGUUUAGUUUGUAUUGCUAAAAAAUACCUUCAAAAACAUACAUUCUUACUGUGAGUGGGCUUGCUUAUCCACAGAUUUGAGUUGUAAUUUGCCACAUGCUUGUAUCCAUAGAGAUUGAUAAGUUAAUGCCAUACUGUAGAACUUUUAAAAAGAGAAAGAAGAAAGUGGCAGAUGCUCCACCAGCGAAGUUUCAUACUGCUCCUUUAAAAAGUGUAAUUAUACCAGACAUAAGCAUCUGUCCUUGUAUGUAUAUUUGCUUGCCAUUACUUCCAUUAUUGUGUGUCCGUGGAUAUUGUUAAGUAUAAUUACUUAUGUCGAAGCAAUAUUACGACUAGAAAAAUUUCAGGUUAUGACAACAUUUUGAUUUUUUUUGUUUUUGUUAUUUCUUUUCUGCAUCACCAAAGUUUGAAUUGUAAUUUCCAAAAUAUAUAGUUGUGUUCUGUCACCAAAAACAUAGUAAUCGAAUAGACACAUUUUACAAAGAUGCAGUUUUACAAGGGUUUAUAACAGGGUUUGUCCCACACAAAAUCUCAGGAGCAAGAUAUUGUAUUUGUACAGCUCAUUUUUAUCCUCAUCGGAUCUAUGUUGAAAUGUUUAGUGAUUCUCUGCUGUUCCACUUGUUCUUGUUUUUCCAUUGUCGUAUUGUAUAUUGACUUUGUACAAAAUCUAUGAGAGAAUGCCUUUAUUUUGUGAGCCACAGUCCCCCUUUCUUGUUCAUUCAAUACACUCUUUUGUUAUGAGGCGUAACUUCAUAUUAAAAGAUGUCUUGACAAUAAAUA
Molecule: messenger RNA, 3575 nt
Organism: Periophthalmus magnuspinnatus
Lineage: Eukaryota; Metazoa; Chordata; Actinopteri; Gobiiformes; Gobiidae
Gene: cbfa2t2
Product: CBFA2/RUNX1 partner transcriptional co-repressor 2
Exons: 11
Coding region: 476-2239 (587 amino acids)
Biological process (GO): negative regulation of DNA-templated transcription; DNA-templated transcription
Cellular component (GO): nucleus
Molecular function (GO): transcription corepressor activity
Source: RefSeq, a predicted model, not a curated record